Messenger RNA from Culex pipiens pallens (northern house mosquito), 1037 nucleotides. RefSeq names its product protein Wnt-8 (gene wntD). Gene Ontology annotation, cellular component: extracellular region. Gene Ontology annotation, molecular function: cytokine activity; frizzled binding. Gene Ontology annotation, biological process: neuron differentiation; canonical Wnt signaling pathway; cell fate commitment. The record is from RefSeq and is a predicted model, not a curated record. The transcript has 2 exons. NCBI's taxonomy places the organism in Eukaryota, Metazoa, Arthropoda, Insecta, Diptera, Culicidae. The coding region runs from base 2 to 943 and encodes 313 amino acids.
AAUGCUGGAUUUUGCAGUGGUCACACGGUGGUCGGUUCUCGAGAGGAUGAAAAUUUUCUUCGCUGUAGUACUGGCUGGGUUGGUAACGUUGGUUCACGGGAUGGACAGUUCGGCGUCGGCGUUGGUAUCGGAGAGCAUCGAGUUGGCCUUGACCAGCUGUCGCAGCCAGUUUCGCUGGGAACGCUGGAACUGCCCGACGAUACAGUUCCUGACGAAACGUAAUGCGGCGGGCUCCUUGGAUCGGGAAGCGGCCUUCGUGCGGGCGAUUAGCACGGCCUCCUUGAUCUACACGUAUGCAAGAAACUGCUCACGUGGGACCAGCUACGGAAGUUGCGGUUGCAACGACAUGUCUCAAAACUGGGAACGAUGCAGCGUUCAGCAGCAGCUCCAGCAGGAUCCUCGCGAGCUAAGCUGGAAGCUGGACGCUAAAGGGUACGGAAAUGCCCACAAUCGUAGGGCCGGUUGGUUGGCGGUGCAGAAUGCCGUUCGGAAGAACUGCCGGUGCCACGGAGUGUCCGGAUCGUGUGCCAUGCGCACGUGUUGGAGCACGAUGAACUCGUUCGGACUGAUCGCGACCGGGGUGAAGCAGAUGUACGCCGAAGGUGUGCGGCUUUUUGUGGACAAUUCGGGCAGGUUGAACAGUCGGAAAAUACGACCGGAUCAGCUCGCUUUUACUCACGUUUCUCCGGACUACUGCCAGCGGGACAUUUUGUCCGGAUGGCCCGGAAUGGUCAAUCGGCCGUGCUCAAUGGCACGGGGAGAAAAUGUUUCCGAGGACGAGAGGAAAUCGUGUCGAAAGUUAUGCCGGCAGUGCGGGCUAAAAGUUCGGCCCCAUACCAAGAUGGAGACCCGGAAGUGUAACUGUCGGUUCACCUGGUGUUGCCGCGUGGUUUGCGAUAGCUGUGUGGAGCUAGUUGAAGAAUAUCGGUGUCAGUUAAAUUAAAAGGGUUUUAAAGUAGCAAAGUGCAUAAAUUCAAUAAAAUUUUAUCGAAUCUUAACAUAUUUUUUAAAAGUUUUCAAGGCAAGGCAAGGCAAAA